CAAACAUCGUACCAGGCGAAUGCGCGCAACAGCGUGGUUUCCGCGUUCCUCGCUCGAAAUAAACAAACCGUCGAAGCGAGUUGAUCGCUUUGUGGCGCACAUGUACCGCCGGUUGUCCAUCUCGCUGCCCUGACCGGCACACUUUGCGAGGAUGGCAAAAGGAUCCUGUGAAAUGAGGAGCACGAACUGCCGUCCAAAUUUGUAAACCACCCUUGGCUAUGCGUAGGGCUUCGACACAAGGACCACCGCUGGAACUCUUUCGUUUUCAGCCUCAGAUUUGCGUUGCUCUCCCUGAGUGUCCGUUCCCCCGUGCGAAAUCGCUGCUGCUCACGCAGAGAUCCUCCGCGUACGGGUCACAUUUCACACUGGUUUCUCCCUGUUUUUGCCUAAUUCUGGUCUCCCUUUGUUUACAGACACUCGUGUUUCCAGGUUACGUUUCUUCGCUGCAUUUGUAUGCCUGUUUAGGAGGCGGCGACUGCCAGUCACCGCCCAAACCGUCAACGUAUGAAUUCCGUGAACGUCGACUUUUCCGCUUCGUCUCUUCCGUCUCCCUUGAAAUCUCCUUUUAAUUUCAGUACUCCUCGCUUCCUUUGUCUGCACUUUGCCGUGUAUUUCUCGCGGCAAGUUGUCCUUUUGUGUCCUCACUCCCCGAUUCCUUCCUCGAUAGUCAGUACUUCCCUCCGAGGACCCGACUGCGAGGCGCGAGGCUCCCCGCGGACCCGCCAGCUCCACAGCCAAGACUCCAAAGAGGCUGUUUUUUCCUGCGAAGGGGGAGUAAAAACAAUUACGAGAGGAUGGAACUGCUUUGCUUUGGGGGACUAGUUGACCGGCAAGUGUCUCGCGAACGAUGCACUGAAGGCGACCGGCCAAUUAAGACUUUUUUACCGAUUCUCUCGCGGUCUGAAGUCUACUCGUGUGUGAUGGGUUGAUACCCAGGAUGGUUUUAACGAAACGCAGCAGAUAACUGCCACAUGACUCAUUUCAUUUCCAUUAUUUGUUUUGGCCCUCCUCUGAGCAUAUUAGUUUCGGAUUUUUGCGUCUCUUUGGUUUCUUCUCUCGUUUCUCCUCCUGUUUCUCCUCUCGCGUUGUCCUUUUUCUCUCUUCUUUCUGUCUGUUGUCAUCAUCUCUGUGCCUCUUCUGCGAGGAAGAUCCACCGGAAUCUCUGCUUCUCCGCCUUCCCACGAGCUCUUGCUUCCUUUCUUCGUCUCUCUUCUUCUCAUUCUCUUUUCUCUAUGUUGUCUUCUUCAUCUUGAUCCCCUCCUUCUUGUCGCUUCGUCGUUGUCUCCUACUGUCUUCAUCGUCCUCAUUCUUCGUAUCUCUUCGUUCUCCUCGCCGUUUACUCCUGUCUCCCUCUCCGUCUCCUUCUUCCGUAUCUGACUUCGUCUUUGUCUUCUACUUUUCUUGCUUCUCUGCAUAAAGAUGGGGAAACACAAACACUCAAAAGACAAGCUCUACCUGGUGCAGAGCGAGUAUGCGGCAGACUGGGGAGGCUACAAAACCAAGGCCCUCCAGCUGCCAUACAAGGCGCUUCCCUUUUAUUGCUGCGGGCUCUCUCUGCGGCCUUUCGAGGACGCGGUGUGUACAGCUGAGGGCGUCGUCUUCGAUCCCGCCAACAUUCUUCCGUAUAUAAAGCGGUACCGGCGGAACCCGGUGAACGGAAAGCCGCUUUCUGCAGGCGACUUGGUUCCGCUUAAAUUCCACAAAAACGAGCAGGGUCAGUUCCACUGUCCCGUGACUUACAAGGUUUUCAAUCAACACACCCACAUCGUCGCCAACAGAAAGUCGGGGCACGUUUACAGCUACGAGGCCAUCGACAACCUCUGCAAGAAACCGAAGAACUGGAACGAUCUGCUCACAGGCGAGCCGUUCUCUCAUUCCGACCUCAUUCACAUUCAAAAUCCCGCAGAUGCAAAGACCCGCUACAUCGAGGGGUUCUACCACGUACGAGAAGGCCAGGAGGUCGACGUGGGCGUCAAAGGCAUCCCCGCAGAGAAAGACAGCAUGAAGCCGACGACGAAGAAGACAGAGUGGAUGGAACGUAUUCUCGCGGAGGCCGGUGAGAAAGAGGAGGAGAGGAAAACUGCGCACAACAAGUUGAUCCCCAACAUGCAUGCAAACAAGGAAGAGGGAGACACCGACGCUGGACAGGGAGAAGGCGGCCAUCCAAAGGGCUCUGGAGAGACAGGCGAGCAGGCGCCACAGGCGGCCCCCCAGAGCGAACCGCAGAAACAUUCGCUCUACACCACUCACCGCAUGGCGGCGGGCUUCACCUCCACCGUUGUGCAAGGCAGCGCGACUCAGGAGUUCCGUGAGUUGUCGGAGAAGGAGCGCAUGCAGCCGAUCUACGCGCGGUGCCGAAAACUCAAAAAGAAAGGAUAUCUGCGAAUCGUGACCACCCAGGGAAGCCUGAAUAUCGAACUGCAUGCAGACAUGGCGCCUCGAGCAUGUGACAGCUUCCUUCGGCUCUGUGCCGUCAAGUACUUCGACGACACUAUUUUUCACAGGUGUAUCCGCAACUUCAUGAUUCAAGGGGGGCGCGCAGAGUUGCGACAGCCUUCGAAGAAGAAAGAGGUGCAGCAAAGUCCGCGGUCGAUCAGUGGCUUUCCUGGAGGUGCUCCCUUCGAAGACGAAUUUGACAAUCGGCUUGUGCACCAGGGCAUUGGCGUCUUGUCCAUGGCGAACGACGGGAAGCAUUCCAACUUGUCAGAGUUCUUCAUCACGUUCAAGUCUUGCGAGCAUUUAAACAACAAACACACCAUUUUCGGACGAGUCGUAGGCGGCCUGGAUGUGCUUCGGCAGUGGGAGAAGUUGGAAACGGACAAGAAGGACAAGCCGCUGAAGCCUCCGAAAGUGGAGGAAAUUAUCGUCUUCAAAAACCCAUUCGAAGACGCGAGGAAGGAGAUGGAAGACGAGAAACGCGAGGAGGAAGAAAAAGAGAAAAAGAAACUCGAGAAUGCGAUGAAACCGUGGUUCAACAACCGCGACGCGCUGGACGCGACUGCCUCCCAUCCCGCGCGCCACUCGUCGGCAGUAGGAAAGUAUCUUCCCCCGUCCCUGUUGCCGGGCAAGUCUGUGAAGCAAACAGCCAGCGGACGCAUGCAGGCUCCGACGCCGCCGAAGGCCUCUCAGAAGCGAGACGCAGAAACUGCAGGGCUUGCGGGUGUGGAGAGCAGCGGAACUGCACAGGCUCUGCUCGAGUACGCAGUUCCGCAGAAAGUGAAAGUCGCGAGAAAAACAUUCGACUUCUCCGGAUGGUAAAAAAUUUGGCGCGCGCGCUCAGUCGCGCGGGGGUGUACGUGUGUAUGUAAUCCCGAAGGCGAGUCCCGAAAACAGGAUUUUUAUGGUGGAUUCUUGGCUUCUUUCAAAGGGACGCUCGUCGCGGUUCACUUUUCCGGUUUUUCGCUCUCAAAACGGUCGCUUUUUUUUGAGAGCAGACACUGUGGUAUGCGACAAAAUCGCGUGCUUUCAACUUUCGGCGACUUUCAUCCUUCAAUUUAUCUCAUGCAUUCCCGCUGUAAACACACAUAUCCGUUCGAUAUAUAUACAUGGUGGGAAGUGAUACGCAUUGUGAAGAAUUCAGUGCUGCUUAAUCCACCGCUUUGUUUCUUUUUCUAGCAAUCGAGAACAGCGACUGGAUGUGCACUCCAGUGGCGUGCUGC
Molecule: messenger RNA, 3659 nt
Organism: Toxoplasma gondii ME49
Lineage: Eukaryota; Apicomplexa; Conoidasida; Eucoccidiorida; Sarcocystidae
Product: peptidyl-prolyl cis-trans isomerase, cyclophilin-type domain-containing protein
Exons: 9
Coding region: 1420-3258 (612 amino acids)
Biological process (GO): protein polyubiquitination; protein peptidyl-prolyl isomerization
Cellular component (GO): catalytic step 2 spliceosome
Molecular function (GO): ubiquitin-ubiquitin ligase activity; peptidyl-prolyl cis-trans isomerase activity
Source: RefSeq, a predicted model, not a curated record